Molecule: messenger RNA, 1434 nt
Organism: Sphenostylis stenocarpa
Lineage: Eukaryota; Viridiplantae; Streptophyta; Magnoliopsida; Fabales; Fabaceae
Source: the annotation of a GenBank genome assembly
AUGGCUAUGGCAACAUCUAUGUUGCCACUCUUUCUGUCCCUUGUUUCUCUGUGCAUCAUCAAUGCAAACGGAGUGUGUUCUUUUGAAGAGAAGAAGAUAUUCAAUGUGCAAAUGUUGCAGAAGAAACGGCAACUUGAAAACCAGGGUUGCCUCCUUCCGGAAUCAAGACGGGAGAAAGGUGCUAUUGUGCUGGAAAUGAAGGACACGGGACACUGCUCAGAGAAGAAAAUUGAUUGGAACAGAAGGCUUGAGAAGCAGUUAAUAUCAGAUGAUAUUCGCGUUCGUUCAAUGCAAAACAGGAUAAGAAAACUAGUCUCAAGCAAAAACGUAGAAGCUUCACAAACCCAAAUUCCAUUAGCUUCUGGUAUAAACUUGCAAACCUUAAACUACAUUGUGACAAUGGGAUUGGGAAGCAUGAAUAUGACUGUGAUAAUUGACACCGGAAGCGACUUGACAUGGAUCCAAUGUGAGCCUUGCAUGUCAUGUUACAAUCAACAAGGACCAAUGUUCAAACCUUCUUCCUCCUCUUCCUAUCAAUCAGUUUCAUGCAAUUCAUCAACCUGCCAAUCUCUUCAAAUUUCAACAGGAAACACAGGAGCUUGUGGAAGUAAUACAUCAACUUGUAACUAUGUGGUUAACUAUGGUGAUGGAUCCUACACUAAUGGUGAUCUAGGUGUUGAGCAACUUAGUUUUGGAGGUGUUUCAGUGAGUGAUUUUGUAUUUGGUUGUGGUAGGAACAACGAAGGUCUGUUUGGAGGAGUCUCUGGCCUUAUGGGUUUGGGAAGAAGUUACCUCUCAUUAGUGUCUCAAACUAAUGCCACAUUUGGAGGAGUUUUCUCAUACUGCUUACCAACAACAGAAGCAGGUGCAUCUGGGUCAUUAGUUAUGGGUAAUGAGUCUUCACUUUUCAAGAAUGUUACUCCCAUCACUUACACUAGGAUGCUUCCAAAUCCACAGCUUUCCAACUUAUAUAUUCUCAAUCUCACUGGCAUAGAUGUUGGUGGAGUGGCUUUGCUGGCUCCAAGCUUUGGCAGUGGCGGAGUUUUGAUUGAUUCUGGCACAGUGAUAACAAGAUUGCCCUCAUUUGUGUACAAGGCUUUGAAGGCAGAAUUCUUGAAACAGUUCACUGGCUUUCCUUCAGCACCAGGGUUUUCAAUUUUGGAUACUUGUUUCAAUCUCACUGGAUAUGAUGAAGUGAGCAUACCUACCAUAAAUAUGCAUUUUGAGGACAAUGCUGAGCUGAAGGUGGAUGCAACUGGCACAUUCUAUGUGGUGAAAGAGGAUGCUUCCCAAGUUUGCUUGGCCAUUGCAAGUCUUUCUGAUACAUAUGACACUGUUAUUAUAGGGAAUUAUCAACAAAGAAACCAAAGGGUAAUAUAUGAUACCAAACAAUCCAAAGUGGGAUUUGCUGGGGAACAAUGCAGUUUCUCUUGA